Oncorhynchus gorbuscha (pink salmon) is the source of this 2389-nucleotide messenger RNA. RefSeq names its product E3 ubiquitin-protein ligase TRIM41-like. The coding region runs from base 47 to 1657 and encodes 536 amino acids. The record is from RefSeq and is a predicted model, not a curated record. Gene Ontology annotation, molecular function: protein binding; zinc ion binding. The transcript has 7 exons. Lineage: Eukaryota; Metazoa; Chordata; Actinopteri; Salmoniformes; Salmonidae.
UCGGGAUGCAAAGUGAAAGCCGAUAAGAGACAACACAUUCAAAGAUAUGGCUUCCUCCCUGAAUGAAAGCCAAUUCCAGUGCUCCAUCUGUCUAGAGUUGUUCACUGACCCAGUUUCCACUCCAUGUGGCCACAACUUCUGUAAGAAUUGUAUCGGGGGGUAUUGGGAUAUCAGUGACCUGUGCCAGUGUCCUUUGUGUAAGGAGACAUUUUACAGAAGGCCUGAGCUUCGAAUCAACACGUCGUUCAGAGAAGUUGUUGAUCAUUUUAGGAAUAUGAGAGUUCAUGAAGGGUGCAUUGCUGCAACUGGAGAAGUGGCCUGUGACAUAUGCUCUGGGAGGAAGCUCAAGGCCCUGAAGUCCUGCCUGGUGUGUCUGACCUCUUACUGUGAGAUUCACCUGGAGCCUCAUCAGAGAGUGGUGAAUCUGAAGAGACACAAGCUGAUUGACCCUGUGGAGAACCUGGAGGACAGGAUGUGCAAGAAGCAUGAUAGGCUGCUGGAGCUGUUCUGUAGGAGCGACCAGACAUGUGUGUGUCAGUUUUGUGCUGAGACAGACCACAAACAUCACCACACUGUGCCACUACAAACAGAAUCGCAACUAAAGAUGGCUCUUAUUCAGAGGUCAAAGGCGGAUGUGCAGCAGAUGAUCCAAGACCGGCAGCUGAAGGUGGAGGAGAUCAACGCUUCAGUGAAGUUAAGUAGAGACAAUGCAGAGAGUGAAAUAGUGGACAGUGUUGAAGUCUUCACUGCACUGAUGCGAUCUAUUGAGUCAAGCCAGGCUGAACUCAUAGAGGUGAUUAAGGAGAAGCAGAAAUCAGCAGAAAGGCAGGCAGAAGGGCUCAACAAUGACCUGGAGCAGGAAAUCACUGAGCUACAGAGGAGAAGUACUGAGCUGGAGCAGCUCUCACACACUGAGGACCAUCUCGACCUUCUACAGCGCUUUUACAAGCAAACUACCCUUCCAAAAUAUAAAAGCUGGACUAAUGUUGCUGUUUAUCAAGUCAACUUCUUGGGCUGUGUUCGAAAUACAGUGCUUCAAGUGAAAGACUCCACCGAAGACCAAAUAAGAAAGUUGUCAGCUAUUGAACUGAAAGAGAUGCAGAAAUAUGCAGUGGACGUGACGAUGGACCCCAACACUGCAGGCCCAUGGCUUAUCCUCUCUAAUGAUGGAAAACAAGUGAGAAAAUCGCCAAGGAAAUUGAAGGUCCCAGGUAAUCCUGAGAGAUUCACUGAGGAUGUCUGUAUCCUGGCCAAACAAGGGUACAACUAUGGGAAACAUUAUUGGGAAGUUGGGUUACAGGAGAAAUCAAACUGGGUUAUAGGAGUAGCUUGUGAGACAGUGCCUAGGAAGGAAUUCAUUUCACCUGAGCCUGAGAAAGGGUUAUGGACUCUGUGUCACAGGGAUGGCAAGGAAUAUCUGGCGUUCACAAAAAUUCCACGCCUUAUUUUACCUUUUCCCCGACCCCAGAAAGUCGGUGUCUUUCUGGAUUAUAAGGAAGGGCAAGUGGCAUUCUUUGAUGUUGAUGCAAAGUCUCACCUAUUCACUUACACAGGGUGCAAAUUCUCAGAGAAAAUCUUUCCCAUAUUUGAUCCUUGUCUUACUGCAGAAAGAAAAGAAGAUCUUCCUCUCAUGAUUACUAUGGUGCAGGUAAAUUAGUGGCAGUACACUCCAUGCAUAGUGUAGCUCCAGCUACAAUGUACUGUAUAUGCUUCAACCGUAGAAAUUAGAUGGGCACGGUCAAAUGUUCCCAUCUUUCACUCUCAUUUGGAAUAGAGGCAUCUACGCAAUGGGGGACAUAGGACGUGGACUCAUUUCAACUAUAGUUUACUUUGGGGGUCUGAAACUUUUAUUUAUUGUAAUACAUUUAGCAAAUACCUUGAUUAUAUUUACCUUCCUUAUUGUGACAAAAUGAAAUGUAAUCCUAAUUAUUCUAAUAUCUAUUUUUGAAAUGUACGGUUUAUCAAAUGGAAAUACUGUAUUUCAAAUCAAACUUUAUUUGCCACAUGCACCGAAUACAAAAGAUGUAGACUUUACCAUGAAAUGCUGACUUACAAGCCCUUGACCAACAGUGUAGACUUUACCAUUAAAUGCUGACUGACAAGCCCUUAACCAACAGUGUAGACUUUACCAUGAAAUGCUGACUGACAAGCCCUUAACCAACAGUGCAGUUCAAGAAGAAGAAACUUUUAUUUUAGCCUACUUGGUACAUAUUAACACAAAAAGAAUAACGAUUUUUAUUUGUAUCGGUGUGCAUAGUAUCUACUGUUGAAAUCGGAAGUUUACAUACACUUAGGUCGGAGUCAUUAAAACUCAUUUUCAACCACUCCACACAAAUGUCUUGUCAACAAACUAUAGUUUUGGCAAGUUGGUUAGGGCUUCUACUUUGUG